Molecule: messenger RNA, 1563 nt
Organism: Penicillium brasilianum
Lineage: Eukaryota; Fungi; Ascomycota; Eurotiomycetes; Eurotiales; Aspergillaceae
Source: the annotation of a GenBank genome assembly
AUGCCACCAAUUCGCACUGAAUCUAGCCGUAAAUUGGCUAAUCAAGAGGGUAAGAUCUUAUUAGCCCUCUCCGACCUAAAAGAUGGCCGCAUCAAAUCUAUUCGCGCGGCAGCGAAGCUAUAUGACCUACCACCAUCAACACUACACCAUCGCGCUAGCGGACGUAUUUCACGCGAUUCGCUUACUGAGUGGAUAAUCUCUAUGGAUACGCGUGGAGCAGCCCCUAGGCCCUCUACGGUGCGAGAGAUGGCUAAUAUCCUAUUGGCUGCGCGCGAAGAAGCUUCUCUAUCUACCGUUGGAAAGAAUUGGCCAUCAACCUUCAUUAACCGCCGUCCUGAGCUUCGUACACGCUUCUCACGAAGAUAUGAUUAUCAAAGAGCCCUAAAUGAAGAUCCAAAAUCGAUUCGGCAGUGGUUUGCGACCGUACAAAGUACGAUUGACGAGAACGGUAUACAACCAGACGAUAUCUACAACUUUGAUGAGACAGGCUUCGCAAUGGGCCUUAUAUCUUCGCAGAAAGUAGUCACACGAGCUGAAUACUACGGUCGGAGAUCUCUUCUACAACCAGGAAAUCGCGAAUGGGUUACUGCGAUCGAAGCAAUCUGCGCAGAUGGCUAUUCACUACCGCCAUGUGUAGUCUUCAAAGGCAAAGUGGCUAUUGCAGGAUGGUUUAACGAAAACCUACCGAAAGACUGGCGAAUCGAGGUCUCAAAGAAUGGCUGGACUACCGAUGAGAUUGGCCUACGCUGGCUAGAAAAGCACUUUAUCCCACACACGAAUUCGCGCGUACGAGGUCGGUUUCGGCUAUUAAUUCUUGACGGUCAUAGUAGCCACCUUACGCCCCAAUUCGACCGAAUCUGUGCAGAAAACGAUGUUAUACCACUCUAUGUUGGGUGUUUUGCAGUGGUUAAGCGCGCGUACGGUCGGUUCGUUAGCGACCUUGCGCGUAGAGGAUAUAACCAUAUCGACAAGCACGAUUUUUUAGUGGAUUACAAGCACGCGCGCUUCGCAGCUAGUGGUCUAGUACCAUUAGAUGCCGAGAGAGUGCUUAACAAGCUUAAUAUCUCACGAACACCAACACCACCAAGCAGCCGUCCAAGCAGCAGAUCUAGCCAAUUCACACCAAAAACGCCUAGAACCGUCACUCAGCUAUUCAAACAAGCUUCAAUACUAAAAGAUCUACUAAAACAACAGUCAAAUAGCCCUCCAAGCCCAUCGAAAACCAUCUUAGAUCAACUUAUCAAGGGCCACUAUCUUUCGCUUCACAACACUAUAUUACUCGCAGAGGAUAACGAGAAUCUACGCAUAGCGAAUAAGAAGAUAAUCAAAAAGCGCAAUCGGUCAACUAAGAGGAUACCCUGCGCAGAGGGUUUAACCAUUAAAGAGGCUAUACAGCUAGCUGAGCAGCUAGACCAGCCAGAGGAAGAUGAUAGGGUAGAUUCGCAUGCAGAGGUUAAAUUGCCUAGUCAGCCAAUUAUGCCAGCAAAGAGGGCACCACCUAGGUGUAGUAGGUGCAGGGAGAUUAGUCACAGGAUUAAUGUAUGUAAAAAUCGCUUUAUCUAG